CUGUGAUGCCAUUGUGAUGGUUUGAUACGGGGUAAUGCGACACACACACAUUCACACGCUCACAUGACGGAUCCCCUCUUUCUGUACUGUUGGCCAUCUCCAUCUUAACGACAGUCUCGCAUUGGAUUGUAUCUGGGUUGAUUGUUCAUCUGCUGUUGAGAUAGAGAACCUCCCUUACCCCAUUGCAGUCCCACCAGCAAUCUUCAACCGAAAGCAUCCGCGGGCAACUUUGUCGUCUAAUCGUCUAAUCCCCUAAUCAUGGCUCUCUCCCGAGUCUCCAGGACGUAUCGGGGAGGGGCCGUAGAUUAGAUAGGCUACAGCUACCAAAGGUGGUAAAACGACGAAGAAACCAGCUCCGGACAUAAAUCGGACAGUCAAGACAGUCGCCUGCCUCCCCCGACCUUGGCAUCACGGGAAAGCCAUCGCGAACGAGCCUUGGCCCAGACAAUCGCCGAUGGGCCAUGCCUGGACGGCCUGCAUUGACGGGAACUCAAAAGCCUAACCCCGACGGCCUGAACUGAAUCAUUUUGGCCAAACCCCUCAUGGGCUCGUCAUGCAGGCAGAACCGGCGGGAAGAGAGAUGGAGGAGGGGGGGCAUGUAAACACUUAGAUCCGGCACACAGACUACGGAGUACCGUACCAAGGAACUGGCCCCGGCUGCACCGGCUGGGUGGCCGUGGUUCGGUUUUCGUUCUCGGAAAGCCAUCCGCCGGUCGUCUCCUCGUUUGCUACGACACAUGGCCAGUUCGCUAGGAGACCGGAACAGCAGCGAGGUACAAGUACAUGUCUGUUGAUAUAGUUUCGUCGCCCAAUGACGUAACAUACUCUCUCACUCUCUCUCGUCUCCAAGAGUCCCGGCUGGCGUCGCCGUGUCAGUCGUGAUUUUACCCCGUUCCCAUCUACUUCCCAACUCACCUUCCACUAUGGCGGUCACUCUGGCGGUCGAUGACGGCCUGAGACCCCCGCUUUUCAAAAGUGUUUGGCAAUUGGGGCUGGGCUGGCGUAAGGUAUAAAAAAAAACCAGUAUGUAUGUACAGCUCAGCUCCCCGAACCCCCGAGGCUCUCUUCGCACAGGCAGCUUUCCCCUCCUUGCCGAGGGGGGGUAGGGGCGGGAGGGGAGAGCAAAGGUGGGGUUUGGAGAUAUGCGCCAAAAGACAACCGGGGCGGCGGCAGUUCUUGGCCCAUUUGCAUCUCGAACUGAUCCCCCCUCCUCUCUCCCUCCCCUUGAAAUAAAUACCCUACCCUGCCCAGUAAGCUAGGCUUAGUGUGUGAUUUCUCUUCCAUCAAGGUUCUCAUAAUCCCAUCGUCAAUCUUAAAGAAUCAGCAAUGUCUGCCACCGCAGGAAAGACCAUCACUUGCAAGGCUGCCGUCGCCUGGGAGGCCGGCAAGCCCCUGAGCAUCGAGGACGUCGAAGUCGCCCCGCCCAAGGCCCACGAGGUCCGCAUCGAAAUCUACUACACUGGUGUCUGCCACACAGAUGCCUACACCCUCUCCGGAAAGGACCCUGAGGGUGCCUUCCCCAUCGUCCUGGGCCACGAGGGCGCCGGAAUCGUCGAGUCCGUCGGCGAGGGCGUGACCAACGUGAAGCCCGGCGACCACGUCGUCGCCCUCUACACCCCCGAGUGCCAGGAGUGCAAGUUCUGCAAGUCCGGCAAGACGAACCUCUGCGGCAAGAUCCGCGCCACUCAAGGCAAGGGUGUCAUGCCCGACGGCACCUCGCGCUUCAAGUGCAAGGGCAAGGACCUGCUGCACUUCAUGGGCACCUCCACCUUCUCCCAGUACACCGUCGUCGCCGACAUCUCCGUCGUCGCUGUCCAGCAGGACGCCCCCAUGGACCGCACCUGCCUGCUCGGCUGCGGUAUCACCACGGGCUACGGCGCCGCCAAGAUCACCGCCAACGUCCAGGAGGGCGACAACAUUGCCGUCUUCGGCGCCGGCUGCGUCGGUCUCUCUGUCGUCCAGGGCGCCGUCGUCAACAAGGCCGGCAAGAUCAUCGUCGUCGACGUGAACCCCAACAAGGAGGAGUGGGCGAGGAAAUUCGGCGCCACCGACUUUGUCAACCCCACCCAGCUCGGCGACCAGUCCGUCGUCGACAAGCUCAUCGAGCUGACGGAUGGCGGCUGCGACUUCACCUUCGACUGCACCGGUAACGUCAGCGUCAUGCGUGCUGCCCUCGAGGCCUGCCACAAGGGCUGGGGUCAGAGCAUCAUCAUCGGUGUCGCUGCUGCCGGCCAGGAGAUUGCCACCCGGCCAUUCCAGCUCGUCACCGGUCGCGUCUGGAAGGGUUGCGCCUUUGGCGGCGUCAAGGGCCGCUCCCAGUUGCCCGGCCUUGUGGCGGACUACCUUAAGGGCGAUCUCAAGGUGGACGAGUUCAUCACCCACAGGAAGACGCUGGGCGAGAUGAACAAUGCGUUCGAGACCAUGAAGCAGGGCGACUGCAUCAGAGCCGUAGUCGACAUGCGCAAUGAAAUCGAUAUCCUUGGCAGACCGCGCGAUUCCAAACUGUGAAGCCAGGCGGACGGGCGAGACGGUCGACGACGACGACGACGACUGCGGCGAGUUGGAACCCCUCGGCCUGUCCAUACGAGCGAUGCCGCGAUGAAUGUCAAGAGCAAUGCAACAUUUGUGUCGUCAAUUCCCGAUCUUCCCGAUUCUCAUACAAUUGAUGUGUGCUUUUGGGUGCUUGUACCGAGGUUCUAGACCGUCGUCCAUGCCCAUGUGGAACGGGCCCAGUAGUCGGUAGGGUCUUGUGCAAUGUGGCGCACCUGCAGGCUCACAUUUCCGUCCUGGCUAGAUCCUGGGGGGGAGCACAUCGACUGCGGGUUAGCGCUCCUUACAGGAGGAGGAGGCCUUGCUAAGGGAGGAAGGGACAGCUUCUUGCUUCGGUAAGUCCAGGCGAGCGGUGCAGACUAUCGUGAGUGAGUGAAGCUCGUCUUACAGCAGUUCACCCAAGCGAGCACAUUGCCAAGGGUAUGCCCACCGAAGUUGCUCUUCCUUCAUCCUUCAGUGCAGCACGACGCGAAACUCCACGGGGCCAUGCUUGGCCACGGGAACAAGCUGCAUCGCCUCUUCGGGAGUGAUCGAUGAAGUCAAAACGAUGAUUCCAACUACAGCUCAGUGAUAUCGGAUUGUCAGCGUGUCGAACUGGCGUCCCGUACCGACGCCGGGAAGGUGUGAGCUGAUGCCGGAACCCCUAGCAAAAGAAAACAUGCGCCGCGCCCCCGACAAACGUUAUCCCAUUGUGAGUUGCAUGUACCCGGCAUCCGCAUGUCUUUGUCUCCUCCUGUUGGCUCGGCUGAGACAUGGCUGUCUCCCUCUUGAUAUGGCUGCCUCCUGACCCUGCCUCCGGGCUGUCGUUUGGGAUGCGCUCCUUCAAAGGACCAUUGACCACUGUCUUGGAAACUAGUGGACGGCAGCCUCGCAGCAUGUCUCGGAGCUCUGCGGACGCAUAUUAGGUUCGCUGCAGGUAGUACUGACCUGUCGUGCCCCCUCGCCUCGCCUCGCCUCUCAUCGACCGCUUGUCUGCUUGGUUCCAGUACCUUGGAGGUAGUUAUCUCCCCUGGUUGUAUGGG
Messenger RNA from Colletotrichum destructivum, 3572 nucleotides. RefSeq names its product Putative alcohol dehydrogenase, zinc-type, GroES-like superfamily, alcohol dehydrogenase class III. Gene Ontology annotation, biological process: formaldehyde catabolic process. NCBI's taxonomy places the organism in Eukaryota, Fungi, Ascomycota, Sordariomycetes, Glomerellales, Glomerellaceae. The record is from RefSeq and is a predicted model, not a curated record. Bases 1327 to 2508 code for a protein of 393 amino acids. Gene Ontology annotation, cellular component: cytosol. Gene Ontology annotation, molecular function: zinc ion binding; S-(hydroxymethyl)glutathione dehydrogenase [NAD(P)+] activity. The transcript is spliced from 5 exons.